AUGGCCCUCACACCCCUGGCGGAGGUGCCAGCUUCUCCCCCAGGGCUGGCAGCAUCGCUGGCUCGGCAAGAAGAAGUGGCCUUUUUUCUCGCUGAGCCGAUGUGUGCCACUGGACCGCGUGAGGUGGCCCCGUCCCAGUCAGAGCAGCACCCAGCAUCUUGGCAUGGUUGGAAAAGGGGGGCUGAAGAAGAGGGGUUCGGUGGGGAAAAGCAGCCGAAGGUCUCCUGCGGACACACAGCUGCCAGCUCGCCGCCUGUGAUGCUGUGCCAGGCAGCAGGACCGUGGGUGGCCUGUCCCAGCCCGGCACACCGCCUCGCCAUAAACCUCGCUGCCGGGGCUGGGAAGCCGAUAACGGCGGGGCUGAAGUCCAACACGAGGCAGGUCCCAGGGAGCAGAUUCCAGCCCUGGGCUCGCAGCGUGGCCUCCCCUGCUGGCCCUGUGCCUCUCCCGGCUCCGUUUUACCGUCACCACGGCCUGGAGGCCGAGAUGGCCAGGCAGGCGGUGCUUGCCCUCCUGCUGCUGCUGGGGUACCUGCGGGGCUCGACUGUGCUGGGCACCCCCUUCACCUGCGAUUUCGAGGAAGGCAACUGUGGCUGGCAGGACGUGAGCACCUCAACUUACAGAUGGGUGCGGGGCCGGGCCAACCUGGCCGCAUGGGGCAUGGGGCCCCACUCAGACCACACCGUGGGCACCGACCUGGGGUGGUUCAUGGUGACCGUGUCCCCCCCGGCAAAGACCACGGCCACGGCCUGGCUCAGGUCACCAGUGAUGAGGGAAGCAGCCGCCACAUGCGAGAUCAGGGCCUGGUACCACCUCUCGGGAAGCGGGCUCAACCAGACGGAGCAGCCGGUGCUGCGUCUGGCCAUGGCGUACAGGGACGAGGUGGUGGGGCUGUGGCAGAGCCCCGAGCGCGGAGGCGAGGGCUGGCACCAGCUGGUCGCCUACCCGGGCCGGAUCACGGAGCAGUUCCAGCUCAUCUUCUCCCUGACAAAACCGCCCGCGUGCAGGGCAGAGCUGGCGCUCGAUGACAUCAUCUUCAGGAGCUGCGGCUUGCAGGAGCCCAGGCAACAUGUCUGUGGGGCGGAGGAGAGCUGCUGCGGCCAGGGCUCCUGCCUGGCACAGCACCGCUUCUGCGAUGGCACCGACGACUGUGGGGAUGGCUCGGAUGAGGAUGCAAUGCGGUGCAAGUCCUUCACCUUUUGCUCCUUUGAGCAAGGUCUUUGCAGCUGGAAAGCGGAGGUCGGGCAGCCGAUGUGGGAGAGGAACACGAGUCUGAACCUGGGGACCAUGUACAGCAUGCCCACCCGGGACCACAGCAAUAACAGCAGGGCAGGUUUUUUCCUCCACGUGGGCAGUGCCUCGGCCGCGGGGGCUGGCGGCCCGGCCCGGCUCAGCAGUCCCACUUUCCAGGCCACCAGCUCCUGCUCUCUCGUGCUGUACUGCCACCUCCACGGCUCCACCACCAGCAGCCUCAGCAUCUUCUAUGUGACCAACUCCACCAAGCACCUGAUGAGGGAGAGGACGGGCGACCUGGGCAGCUGCUGGGUCCGGGAGAGAGUGGACUUCAAUGUGACAGGGAGCUUCAAGGUGCUGAUCGAGGGGGUGGCUGGCAGCACGGGGACCGUGGCCAUCGAUGAUCUGAUCCUGUCUCCGGGCUGCAUGCAGGAGCAGGAGAAGCCUUCGACCACUCUGCUGAGCCGGGCGCGUGCCGGCCCCUGCACAGCUGAGGAGGUAGCCUGUGACAGCGGGGGCUGCAUCAGCGCGGAGCUGGCCUGCGACUUUGCCAAGACAUGCGCCGACGGCUCCGACGAGAAGCACUGUGGUGCGACCACCUUUGAGGCGGGGGCUGGGGGCUGGCACGAUGUCAGCGUGGGGCGGCUGCGCUGGGGCGUGCAGAGGGCCACCGAGCCUGCCGACACUGUCCUCACAGGUGCAGGGGCUUUCCUGGCCCUCCAGGCAGGAGAAGGACAAAUGGUGGCUGCUGCAAAGGCACGCACGCCUCUGCUGGGCCCCUCCGGCCCCGCCUGUGCCAUGGAGAUGAGCUACCACAUCCACAGCGGCCCCCAAGGCUUCCUCGCCGUCAGCAUCGUGGAUCACACCACUGGCACCACCCACCUGGCCUGGCACAUGCCAGGGCACGGCAGCACAGCCGGGGGACACGUCCGCGUCCCGCUGGGGGAGAGGACACGGCCCUUCCAGGUUGAGCUGCUGGGAAUGGUGGAUCUGCAGGACUCAGCAAGCGCCGCCAUUGACAACGUGACAUUCGUGCAGUGCCACCCCGACACGGUGCCGCCGGGGGCUGCAGAGCUAUCCUGCAACUUCGAGAGGGGCAUGUGCGGCUGGUACCAGGAUCAGUCCAGCGACUUCAAAUGGGUCCGCGGCACAGGGCAGGGGCAGGGCUCUGACCACACCACUGGUUCAGGCUACUUCUUGGCUGCGGACCCCUCUGCGCCGUGGAUCCACGGGCAGCGGGCACAGCUCAUCACCUACCGCCAGCAGCCCACUGCCGCCCCACGCUGCCUCUCCUUUUGGUAUCGCCUGGCUGGCCCGCAGAUCGGCACCUUGAACCUCAAGCUGCGGCUGGAAGGAGCGGAGGAGACAGUUCUGUGGACACGGCGGGGGACCCAAGGCAGCGUCUGGCACCGCGCGCCCCUGCCUGCCACAGACCAGCGGCAGUACCGGGUGGCCUUCGAGGCCCUGCGGGACGGGUUCCUGGGGGACGUGGCGCUGGACGACCUGGCAUUGACAGCGGGGCCCUGCGGGGCUGAGCUCUCCUGCUCCUUCGAGGCGGAUGCCUGUGGGCUGGCAGCCAGCGGGCAGCACACCUGGCUGUGGCAGAGUAACGGCACCGGCACCACCACCACCGGCCCCCUGGCCGACCACACCACCGGCACCGCCGCAGGCCAUUAUAUGGUGGUGAGCACGGGCAGGGGUUCCCUGCCUGCGGGGCGUGCAGCUGCCCUCACCUCCAAGCCCUACCAGCCCUCCGCGCCCACCCAGUGCCUGGCCUUCUGGUACCAGCUGAGCGCCGGGACCCCAGGCUCCCUCGGCGUAUUUGUGGAGCAGAGCGGGGUGCGGAGGAAGGUGAUGGGCGUGACAACCAUGGAGGGGGAUGCCUGGCACCGCGGCCAUGUCACUGUCCGACCAGAUGGGGACUGGCAGGCGAUAUUUGAAGCAGUGGGAGCUGGGGGCGACCACGGGUACAUCGCUCUGGACGACCUGCAGGUGUCGGACGGAGCCUGUCCCAAGCCAGCAUCCUGUGACUUUGAGCGGGACAUGUGCGGCUGGAGCAGCCCCUCAGACCCCCGCCUGCACAGCUUCGCCUGGGGCUGGAAGAGUGGGGUCCCCCUUGCCAAGUACCCUGGCCCUGAGCAAGAUCACACCCUGGGCACAAGGAAUGGUCACUACGUGCACUUCGACACCAGCGUGCUGGGCCCGGGGGGUACCACUGCCCGGCUGGAGAGCCAGCACCUGCCUGCUGCUGCUGACGCCUGCCUGCGGUUCUGGUACCACAUGGACAUCCCGGAACACCUCUCCGGCAUGGAGCUGCGGGUGAUGCUGCACAGUGCGUCGGGGCGGCGAAUAGUGUGGAGCGUGGUGGGGCACCGGAGCCGGGGCUGGCGGGGCAGCGUGGUGCCCGUGCAGAGCCUCAGUGAGUUCCAGAUCAUCUUUGAGACCACCACGUGGAGGUGGCCGAUGGAGGGGACGGUGGCACUGGACGACAUCAUGUACAGUGCCGGGAGGGGCUGCCAUUCCAGCCCAGAGGUGCCAGUGGAAGAGAAAUCCUCCAGCAGCUUUGUGGUAGAGGUGGUGCUCAGCUUUCUCCUGGCCGUCAUCGUCCUGGCGCUGGUGUCCGCCGGAGGAUGGUACUGGAUGAAGCGGCGAAGGCUGGCGAGCGGGACGCUGUCGGAGAGCAGUGCUCCCCAGGGCUUCGACAACAUCACUUUUCGAGAUGACAAGGUCAUUAUAUCUCCAGUGCCAAAAGAAGGGGAUGAGGAUUGA
Messenger RNA from Aptenodytes forsteri (emperor penguin), 4002 nucleotides. It is a transcript of the gene MAMDC4, whose product is annotated as MAM domain containing 4. The record is from RefSeq and is a predicted model, not a curated record. Gene Ontology annotation, molecular function: protein binding. Gene Ontology annotation, cellular component: membrane. NCBI's taxonomy places the organism in Eukaryota, Metazoa, Chordata, Aves, Sphenisciformes, Spheniscidae.